AUGGCAUAUUGUUACUUUUCAAAGAUUGCACUCCUCAAGCAAGGGCCACUUGAGGUGGCCAGGGAGCGGUGCUCUGGUGGUGCUCCGGUGGCAGCCUGGUGGUGGCUCGGUGGUAGGGCGGAGCCUCCUCGGGGGCUGGGCGGAGCGGAGCCAAGGGGCCGGGCUGCGGAGGAGGUCGGGCCGGGUGACGGAGGAGUUCGAGCUGAGUGGCGGAAGUCGGCGGCGGGGAGGCCGGGCCGGGUGGCGGCUGAGGAGCUGGGGGCCGCAGGGAGCGGAGGGCGGGGGCUGCAAGGAGCGGAGGCCGGGGGCUGCAGGCGGCGGCAAGCCGGGGAGCUAGGGGCCGCAGGAGGUGGCGGGGUCACCGGAGGUCGACAGCACGGGGUCGCCAAAGGGGGCCGGGCCGGCGGGGGUCGGCAGUUCCCAAAAGUGUAG
Molecule: messenger RNA, 432 nt
Organism: Cryptomeria japonica (Japanese cedar)
Lineage: Eukaryota; Viridiplantae; Streptophyta; Pinopsida; Cupressales; Cupressaceae
Exons: 2
Coding region: 1-432 (143 amino acids)
Source: RefSeq, a predicted model, not a curated record